AUGGCGACCCCCCAGGCACUCGUCUCAGAGUUCGUCGGCCAGGGGAUGAACAGGGCCACGCGCAGGUCGCUCGGUCGCGCGCUGGUGACUUCUGCUCGCGCCCUCGGCAAGAGGCACCAGGCGGCCGUCCGAUCGGAACUGAAGAAGAACAACCAGAGAGAUCCAGACUCGAGGCGCGAUGUGCUCAAGAAUGCGCUUCUCACUGCCGCCGCGUUCCUGCCAGCUGCCGCCGCUGCACAGGCUGACGACAGCGCAAACACUGCAUCCUCCCGGAUGUCCUACUCCCGCUUUCUGGAGUACCUUGACAUGGGCAGAGUUAAGAAGGUUGACCUGUACGAGAAUGGGACUAUUGCCCUGGUGGAGGCGGUGUCCCCAGAGCUGGGCAACCGCAUUCAGAGGGUGAGGGUGCAACUGCCAGGCCUCAGCCAGGAGCUCCUCACCAAGUUCCGUGAGAAGAAGGUCGACUUUGCUGCCCACACGGCCAACGAGGACGGUGGUGCUGUGGCCCUCAACCUCCUUGGUAACCUGGCUUUUCCUCUGUUGCUGGUUGGCGGACUCUUUCUGCUUUCGAGGAGGGGAGCUCAGGGAGGCAUGGGUGGGGGCCCUGGCAACCCCAUGAACUUUGGCAAGUCCAAGGCCAAGUUUGAAAUGGAACCCAACACUGGUGUGACGUUUGAUGACGUUGCUGGCGUUGAGGAGGCAAAGAAUGACUUCAUGGAGAUCGUGGAGUUCUUGAAGCGACCAGAUCGGUUCACCGCAGUGGGUGCCAAGAUCCCGAAGGGCGUCUUGCUGGUGGGGCCCCCGGGGACCGGAAAGACUCUUCUGGCGAAGGCCAUCGCUGGGGAGUCAGGCGUGCCCUUCUUCUCCAUCUCGGGAUCCGAGUUUGUGGAGAUGUUUGUGGGAGUCGGCGCAUCCCGCGUCCGAGACCUCUUCAAGAAGGCGAAAGAUAACGCCCCCUGCUUGGUUUUCGUGGACGAAAUCGACGCAGUGGGCCGAUCUCGUGGAACAGGAAUCGGGGGUGGCAAUGAUGAGCGUGAGCAGACGCUCAACCAGCUGUUGACUGAGAUGGAUGGCUUUGAGGGCAACACAGGUGUCAUCGUCAUAGCUGCCACCAACAGGUCCGACAUAUUGGACCCUGCGCUGCUGCGGCCGGGGCGAUUCGAUCGAACGGUGACUGUGGACGUGCCUGAUGUCCGUGGCCGCAAGGACAUCCUGGGAGUACAUGCCCGCAACAAGAAGCUCAGUGAUGAGGUCGACCUGGAGGAGAUCGCCCUGAGAACACCUGGCUUUUCUGGAGCUGACCUGGCCAACCUGCUCAACGAGGCGGCCAUCCUGACUGGUCGCCGUGGCCUGAAUGCCAUCACCAUGAAGGAGGUUGACGACUCAGUGGACAGGAUCGUUGCAGGAAUGGAGGGCGCCCCUCUGGUCGAUGGCAAGUCCAAGUCCCUGGUGGCCUACCACGAGGUUGGCCAUGCCAUUUGCGCUACCCUCAGCCCUGGCCACGAUGCUGUCCAGAAGGUGACCCUCAUCCCACGUGGACAGGCCCGGGGCCUCACGUGGUUCCUCCCCAAUGAGGACCCCAGCCUCAUCAGCAAGUCAGAGAUCUUUGCAAGAAUUGUUGCGGCACUGGGUGGUCGGGCAGCAGAGGAGGUCAUCUUUGGCCACGAUGAGGUCACGUCUGGGGCUGCCAGUGAUCUGCAGCAGGUCACUGGGAUGGCCAAGCAGAUGGUGAUCACCUACGGCAUGUCUGGGAUUGGCCCCUGGUCUCUGGUGGACCCCAGCGCCAUGUCUGGAGACGUGGUCAUGCGCAUGAUGGCGCGCAACUCGAUGUCCGAGGACCUCCAGAACCAGAUUGACGAGGCUGUGAGGGGAAUCGCUGAAGAAGCGUACUCAAGGGCGCUGCAGAUCGUCCGGGACAACCGCCUGGCCAUCGACGCAGUUGUCGAGGUGCUGGUGAAAAAGGAGACGCUCACUGGCCAGGAGUUCAGGGAUAUCCUGGCGCAAUACGUGGAGAUCCCGCCAGAGAACCUCCCCAAGGAGGCCUCUCUCCUGGCAGCAUAG
Messenger RNA from Ostreobium quekettii, 2061 nucleotides. The record is from the annotation of a GenBank genome assembly. Lineage: Eukaryota; Viridiplantae; Chlorophyta; Ulvophyceae; Bryopsidales; Ostreobiaceae.